AUGGAACCUGUGGCCAGCAAUAUCCAGGUCCUGCUGCAGGCGGCCGAGUUCCUAGAGCGCCGCGAGAGAGAAGCUGAGCAUGGCUACGCGUCCCUGUGCCCGCACCGCAGUCCGGGCCCAGUCAACAAGAGGAGGAAGAGAUCCCCCCAAGCUUCUGGCACGCUGGACAGUGGGCGGUCUGUGCACAACGAGCUGGAGAAGCGCAGGAGGGCCCAGUUGAAGAGGUGCCUGGAAGAGCUAAAACAGCAGAUGCCCCUCGGGGCUGACUGUGCCCGGUACACCACAUUGAGCCUUCUGCGCUGGGCCAGGAUGCAUAUCCAGAAGCUUGAGGAGCAGGAGCAGCAGGCGCGGCGGCUCAAGGAGAAGCUGCGCAGUAAGCAGCAGAGCCUGCAGCAGCAGCUGGAGCAGCUCCGGGGGCUGGCGGGGCCAGGUGAGAGGGAGCGGCCACGGGCAGACAGCCUGGACUCUUCAGGCCUCUCGUCGGAGCGUUCGGACUCAGACCAAGAGGAGGCAGAGGUGGACGUGGAGAGCCUGGUGUUCGGGGGCGAGGCUGAGCUGCUGCGGGUCUUCGGCGCAGGCCAGGAGCACAGCUACUCACACAGCAGAACCACCUGGCUAUGACCUUCACCGCCCCAAAGUGGGCCUCUACCCUCAGACUACUCUCCGCUCUGCCGGCAGGAGUCCUCCCCAAAGCCUCAGGGGCUGCUCGGAGUCACCUCCUGUUGCAAUGGACUAAAAGGACCCUUGUGUGGGAAUAGGUGCCUGCCCCCAACCUUGCCGCCGGCUGUGCCUCCUGGGGGAGGGGUGCCUGGGUUUCCCGAGCCCCACAGGGCAGGCAGCUUAGGCCUGGGCCACUCUUCCAGGCCUUUUUUUUUGUAGCACUUGGCUCUGCUGUCCCCAAGGGGGCAGGAAGCCUCUUGGGCCCUCACAUUCCUUCCUAGACAAGGCUCUCUGGCCUUUGUCCCAGAUACUGUACAGUAUUUUCAUUAAAAACCUCUUUACUAACU
Messenger RNA from Puma concolor (puma), 1007 nucleotides. RefSeq names its product MAX dimerization protein 3 (gene MXD3). The record is from RefSeq and is a predicted model, not a curated record. Gene Ontology annotation, molecular function: DNA-binding transcription factor activity, RNA polymerase II-specific; RNA polymerase II cis-regulatory region sequence-specific DNA binding; protein dimerization activity. Gene Ontology annotation, biological process: regulation of transcription by RNA polymerase II. Lineage: Eukaryota; Metazoa; Chordata; Mammalia; Carnivora; Felidae.